Molecule: messenger RNA, 252 nt
Organism: Echinostoma caproni
Lineage: Eukaryota; Metazoa; Platyhelminthes; Trematoda; Plagiorchiida; Echinostomatidae
Source: the annotation of a GenBank genome assembly
AUGAUCAGGGACUGUGAUAUGAGUGAGGAGAUGCAAAAGGAGGCCGUUCAGCAGGCAGAACGAGCUGUGGAACUGCACACCGUGGAGAAAGAUAUUGCACAAUACAUUAAGAAACAGUUCGACAAGAAAUAUUCCCCACCAUGGCACUGUAUUGUGGGACAAAAUUUUGGAAGCUACGUGACGCAUGAGUCGAAUCAUUUCAUCUACUUCUACGUUGGAAAUCUGGCCAUUCUACUGUUCAAGACCGGUUGA